Molecule: messenger RNA, 327 nt
Organism: Pipistrellus nathusii (Nathusius's pipistrelle)
Lineage: Eukaryota; Metazoa; Chordata; Mammalia; Chiroptera; Vespertilionidae
Source: the annotation of a GenBank genome assembly
AUGAUUAGAGAGAAUAUUGAUUUGCUGCCUUCUGCAUGCUCCCCACUGGGGAUCAAGUCUAAAACCCAUGCAUGUGCUCUUGACUGGAAUCAAACGUGGGACCCUUCAGUCCGAAGGUCCACGCUCUACCCAGAGCCAAAUCAUCUAGGGUUAGGUACCAUUCCUAAUACAAUAUUCAAAAAUUUCAAUAUGCAUUUGUAUUUCUAUGAAAGCUUAAAUUUUAAGAGAUUGAACUGCCUAUACCUUGUGUACUUACAAAAUGACCAUGAAAAAAUUUUUAUUUAUUCUACAUACCUGAAAAUGAAGGAGGAAAAAACAAUUUUAUAA